UUGAAAAAAUUGGAAAAACUUUAUUUUGUUUUCACGAUCCGCGAAGGUUGGAUUGUUCGAAGUUGGAACCCUAUAGAAGUUCAAGUCUUGGCAGCCCCCUUAAACCCUCCCGAUCCGGCGAAACUACAUCGAAUUAUCCUUUGUUUUCUUCUGCUUCCGAGAUGAUUGACGAUCAAGAUCUUGGAUUCUUCGCCAAUUUUCUAGGCGUUUUUAUCUUUGUUCUGGUAAUUGCUUACCAUUUUGUUAUGGCUGAUCCCAAGUAUGAAGGAAAUUGAGGAAUUUUCUUCCUCAUCUAUAGUCAGUGCUAAAUCAUGUAGUUUUUAUGUAAUUCCUUGAAUGUUCCAACAUUUUCUCUUUUCCGUUUUUUGACUAUCCAUGUACUUCAAUAAAAUUAUACAGGUGAGUGUUUUUGAUAGUGUCCGACUUAGAGCUGAUUUUGAUCUGUUUAAGUGAUUAUGAGCAGCACAUUUGUAUUUUGAAUUUUAGGCGAAUGCCUAUUUCAGUAGAAAACAUAAUUUCUUCUGGUAA
Messenger RNA from Amaranthus tricolor (Joseph's coat), 528 nucleotides. RefSeq names its product dolichyl-diphosphooligosaccharide--protein glycosyltransferase subunit 4A. Bases 162 to 275 code for a protein of 37 amino acids. The transcript is spliced from 2 exons. NCBI's taxonomy places the organism in Eukaryota, Viridiplantae, Streptophyta, Magnoliopsida, Caryophyllales, Amaranthaceae. The record is from RefSeq and is a predicted model, not a curated record.